AUGGAGACACAGGAUGAAAGCGGCCUGAUUGCUGAGCUAUCACAGGGAAGACAGAGCCGUGGAACUUUACCUGGACUCACAGUGGACUCUGAGAAACUGAAGCUCAGAAAUACUGUGGUUUUCCUGGAUAAUAAGCAGGUCCCGGGCAGAGCUCUGGGGCCUCCUGACACAUGUGCACGUGCUCUCGCAAACAUAGUGAACAGUCCUAAAACCCACCGAACCUUCUGUAAGGAGUGUGGCAUGCAUCAACCCCAUGAAGUAACACAGUACAAGAAGGACAAGGAUUCUCUGUUUUUGCAGGGAAAGCGGUGUUAUGACAGGAAGCAGAGUGACUACGGUGGGCACACUAAGCCAGUUUUCUUCGAAAAGGCUAAAACUACAAAGAAGAUUGUGCUGAGACUUGAGUAUGUUGAGCCCAAAUGCAGAUCUAAGAGAAUGUUGGCUAUUAAGAGAUGCAAGCAUUUUGAACUGGGAGGAGAUAAGAAGAGAAAGGGCCAAGUGAUCCAGUUCUAAGCUUCAUAUUUUGU
Myotis daubentonii (Daubenton's bat) is the source of this 527-nucleotide messenger RNA. RefSeq names its product large ribosomal subunit protein eL42-like. Gene Ontology annotation, molecular function: structural constituent of ribosome. Gene Ontology annotation, cellular component: ribosome. Lineage: Eukaryota; Metazoa; Chordata; Mammalia; Chiroptera; Vespertilionidae. The record is from RefSeq and is a predicted model, not a curated record. Gene Ontology annotation, biological process: translation.